AUGUCUUCCCAACUUGCUUCCUUCAAGGUCCCCGAGAUCGACAAUGAGCCCAUGAGGAACUACCCUCCCAACUCUGCCGAGAGGGCUGGCCUCCAGGCCGCUGUCGACAAGAUGCUCAAGCAGGCUCCUUUCGAGGUCCCCAUUGUCAUCAACGGCGAGGAGUACAAGACUGGUGACAUUGGAUCCCAGCCCAUGCCCCACGACCACGCCAACCCUCUCUGUACCUACCACUCUGCUACUCCCGAGCUCGUCCAGAAGGCCAUCGAGGGCUCUCUCGCCGCCAAGCAGUCUUGGGAGGAGAUCCCCUGGGCCGACAAGGCCGCCGUCUUCCUCAAGGCUGCCGACUUGAUCUCUGCCAAGUACAGGUACGAGCUUAUGGCUGCUACCAUGCUUGGCCAGGGUAAGAACGCCUGGCAGGCCGAGAUCGACGCCGCCGCUGAGCUCUGUGACUUCUUGAGGUUCGCCGUCAAGUACGUUGAGGAGCUCUACCAGCAGCAGCCCCCCAGGAACUCUGCCGGUGUCUGGAACCGAGUCGAGUACCGACCUCUCGAGGGCUUCGUUCUUGCCGUUACCCCCUUCAACUUCACUGCCAUCGGUGGUAACCUUGUCGGUGCUCCCGUCAUUGUCGGCAACGUCUGUGUCUGGAAGCCUUCCCCCAUGGCUACCUAUUCCAACUACAUCGUCCACAAGAUCUUCCUUGAGGCCGGUCUCCCUCCUUCCGUCAUCCAGUUCGUCCCCGGAAGCCCCCCUGAGGUUGUCAAGCAGUGUAUCGACCACAAGGACUUUGGUGGUCUCCACUUCACCGGUUCCACCCAGAUCUUCCGAAAGCUUUGGAAGGACAUUGCCCAGAACCUUGACCUCUACAAGGGCUACCCCCGAAUUGUCGGUGAGACUGGUGGUAAGAACUUCCACCUCUACCACCCCACCGCCGACAUCAAGUCUGGUGUCGUGCAGGCUAUCAGGGCCGGCUUCGAGUACUCUGGCCAGAAGUGCUCUGCUCUUUCUCGAGUCUACGUUCCUGCUUCUCUCUGGAACAACGGCUUCAAAGAUGAGUUGAUCACCGAGACCAACAAUAUCAAAAUUGGCCCCUGCACCGAGUGGGACAACUUUACCGGUCCCGUCAUCGGCAAGCCCGCUUUCGAGAAGAUCUCUAAUAUCAUCGAGCAGGCCAAGAAGGAGGGUGGUGAGGUUAUUGCUGGUGGCUCUUGGGACAACUCCAAGGGUUACUUCAUCAAGCCCACUGUCAUCGUCACCAAGGACCCCAAGUCCGUCACCAUGGUCCAGGAGAUCUUUGGUCCCGUCAUCACCGUCUACGUUUACGAGGAUGCCGACUUUGAGAAGAUGCCCGAGCUUAUCGGUUCCACCACCGAGUACGCCCUCACCGGUUCUGUCUUCGCCAGGGAGCGAUCCGUCCUUGCCUCUUCCGCCCAUGCCCUCCGAAACCUUGCCGGUAACUUCUACAUCAACGACAAGUGUACCGGUGCCGUCGUCGGCCAACAGCCUUUCGGUGGUGCCCGAGCUUCUGGUACCAACGACAAGUCUGGUUCCAUGGCUAUCUUUGGCCGAUUCGUUUCUAUGAGGUCUAUCAAGGAGAACUUUGUUGCUCCCGAGGCGUACCAUUACCCCUCCAACCUCCUCUAA
Cryptococcus wingfieldii CBS 7118 is the source of this 1641-nucleotide messenger RNA. Its product is annotated as 1-pyrroline-5-carboxylate dehydrogenase. Lineage: Eukaryota; Fungi; Basidiomycota; Tremellomycetes; Tremellales; Cryptococcaceae. The record is from RefSeq and is a predicted model, not a curated record. Bases 1 to 1641 code for a protein of 546 amino acids. Gene Ontology annotation, molecular function: L-glutamate gamma-semialdehyde dehydrogenase (NAD+) activity. The transcript is spliced from 6 exons. Gene Ontology annotation, cellular component: mitochondrial matrix.